AUGUUACUUUUAGCCUCACAGGACCUGCCUGCACUGCGUGCCCCUCCCCUCUCUGUAGGGACAUGGGCUGGCACCAUCCCAUGCCCAACCCUUCGACCCCUCGUGCCUUUGCCCCACCCCUCGCCCCCUUGCACCUUGCACCUUCGCCCGGACGGCAGCGGCAGGGCAGGAGCAGAGCAGGGACACGACGGAGAAAGGAUGGGCAACGAGGGCGAGAAUGGGCAACCGAUGAUGGGCAACGACGAUGACGGAGCAACGACGACGACGACGACGAUGAUUCACGCCAUCCUUUCUCUCGCCGUUCGCUCUCGCCCCUCACCGUUCGCCGUUCGCCGUUCACCCUUUCGCCCUUGCCCUUCGCCCUCUCACCUUCGCCCUCGCCCGCCCGUCACCAUUCGCCUCUCGCCUCUCUCGCCUCUCUCGCCCUCGCCCUCGCCCUCGCCCUCUGCCCUUUCGCCCUUUCGCCCACCUCGCCCCUCUCGCCCUUGCCCACCUCCCCAUUUCGCCACCUCGCCCUCUUGCCUCUCUUGCCCUCUUGCCUCUCUUGCCCUCUUGCCUCUCUUGCCCUCUUGCCUCUCUCGCCCUCUCGCGCUCUCACCCUCUCGCUGUCGCCGUUUCGCCUCUCUCGCCCUCUCGCGCUCUCACCCUCUCGCGGUCGCUGUUUUGCCCUCUCGUCCUUCGCCUUCAAGAUCGCCCCCUGGCCUCCGCCAUCACCCCAUCAUCUCCGCCAUCGCCCUCUGCCUCGCGAACAAACCCAACAAGGGGUGGAGGGCCGAACAGACGGCAGAGGGGGCCAGAGGCAACCCAGCGACGGGCAGAGGAGGGGGGAAGAGGGCCAACACCCCCCCAACGAGCUGUGGAGGGGUGAAAGGCCCCCAACGACGAGCAGAGGAUGGAGGAUGCCCCAAUGGGCAGAGGAGGGGAUAA
Molecule: messenger RNA, 927 nt
Organism: Cyclocybe aegerita
Lineage: Eukaryota; Fungi; Basidiomycota; Agaricomycetes; Agaricales; Hemipholiotaceae
Source: the annotation of a GenBank genome assembly